Molecule: messenger RNA, 789 nt
Organism: Condylostylus longicornis
Lineage: Eukaryota; Metazoa; Arthropoda; Insecta; Diptera; Dolichopodidae
Product: trypsin delta-like
Exons: 2
Coding region: 1-789 (262 amino acids)
Biological process (GO): proteolysis
Molecular function (GO): serine-type endopeptidase activity
Source: RefSeq, a predicted model, not a curated record
AUGAUAGUUAUUUCCGUUUUAAUUGCUCUAAUGAGCAUUCAAAAAUCAUUUUCAUACACAUUAUAUAGUGUACCAGAUGGACGGAUUGUUGGUGGAGCAUCUACAACGAUACAACAAUUUCCACAUCAAGUUUCAUUACGUUAUCAAAAUAGACAUAGAUGUGGUGGUUCUAUAAUAUCUGAGAAUGUUGUUUUAACAGCUGCACAUUGUGUUACCGGUAUUAAUCGUAAUCAAAUGAUUGUGAGAGCUGGAACAACAUAUAGAGAUAGUCCGGGAACUGAUGUAAAAAUUUCCAAAAUUAUAAUACAUACUGGUUAUCGUACCACCACUGAACACGAUAAUGAUAUAGCAAUUCUAAUUUUAAAUGAUAAACUUAAAUAUUCAACAAAAAUUCAAGCAAUCAAUUUAGAUAAUAAUUUAAAUAAUUUUAAUAGUACAAAAAUUGGAAAUGUUGCUUUUGUUAGUGGUUGGGGAGCAUUACGUGAAGGUGGAAGUUCAUCGGGUGCUUUAAAUUAUGUAUCAAUUUUAGUUGUUGAUCAAACAACAUGCAGAAACGCAUAUUAUCCAGAACCAAUUACUGAAGGAAUGUUAUGUGCUGGUGUUUCAGCUGGUGGACGUGAUUCUUGCCAAGGUGAUUCCGGUGGACCAUUAAUAGUUUUCAAUGGUGGUGAACCAAUAUUAAUCGGUGUUGUUUCAUGGGGAAAUGGUUGUGCUCGUCCUAGAUAUCCUGGUGUAUAUGCUAAAGUAGCAAAUUAUAGAAGUUGGAUAAGUAAAAAUGCAAACGUUUGA